Molecule: messenger RNA, 1896 nt
Organism: Fusarium pseudograminearum CS3096
Lineage: Eukaryota; Fungi; Ascomycota; Sordariomycetes; Hypocreales; Nectriaceae
Exons: 1
Coding region: 1-1896 (631 amino acids)
Biological process (GO): lipid metabolic process; phosphatidylinositol-mediated signaling
Molecular function (GO): phosphatidylinositol-4,5-bisphosphate phospholipase C activity
Source: RefSeq, a predicted model, not a curated record
AUGGAAACCGAAUUCCCUCUGAGUCGUUAUAGGGCUGGCGGCGGCCAUCCAAGUGGCCAGCGCAAUGGCAUCGAAGAGACUCUCGAGGAGUCAUUCCUAAGCCACUAUGCCCAGCUAUUCAACAAAUACGCCGGAGCUGAUGGGAAGUGGCGUCGUGACCAGAUUGGCCUUUUCAUGCACCACGUUCAAGCUGAAAACCCAAAUGGUCUGGCUGCCUACCUAACCGACAACGAAGAACUGAACCUACAUGAACUGAUCAAGUAUCUCACAUCACCAUGCGGCAACAUCCUAGAGAUGGCAGUUCCUCAAGACUUAUCCUGGCCACUGAACAACUACUUCAUCAGCUCAAGUCACAACACUUAUCUCACCGGCAACCAGCUUUCCAGCGACUCAAGCGCCGAAGCAUACAAGGAUGCGCUACUACGAGGCUGUCGAUGCAUCGAGAUUGAUGUCUGGGACGGCGAAGAGAAGUGGAAACCCGGCUUUGAGAAUGAAGAACAAAAUGACGACGGAAACAACCGCGAAGUCGGCGCUGAACAACAGAAAAUUGGAUUGAGGCAGCGAACAUUCAUCAAGUUUGGCCGAUGGGCAAUGAACAAGUUCGAUCCCGUCGAUCCAGAUGGCAAAACAUUUGAUGACAGACUCGAAGACUGUAUACAUGCAGAGCCACGAGUCCUUCACGGUUUCACAAUGACCAAGGAGGUUUCCUUCCGCGAUGUCUGCGAAACUGUCCGAGAAUACGCAUUCACCACAUCUGAACUGCCACUCAUCGUCAGCCUGGAAGUACACUGCAGUCCGCUGCAACAAAACACAAUGGUGGACAUUAUGAAGGAAACGUGGAGUGAUUAUCUUCUCGACGAACCCGAGUGCGACCCUGCCCACUUACCUUCCCCUCAUGAACUGAGAAAGAAGAUUCUCAUCAAGGUCAAAUAUGUCCCGGAGGACAAGACUGAAAGUGACGCAUCUGAUGACGGGAGUCUACUCGAGGUUGUCACAGAAGGAAACGAGAAGAAGACAAAGAAGGUCAAGGCACCCAAGAUCACCUCACGUCUAAGCCGCCUGGGAAUCCACACACGCGGAAUCAGCUUCAAGUCGCUCGAUGAACCGGAGGCUACCAUGCCAAACCACAUCUUUUCACUUUCGGAGGAUGCAGCAUCAGCAAUCCAGAGACGACUGCCCAAAGCUCUAUUCUCCCACAACAGACGCUACCUGAUGCGUACCUAUCCACACGGUAUGCGCGUUGAUUCGUCCAAUUACGACCCUGUUCUCUUCUGGCGAGCUGGUGUGCAGGUAGUUGCUCUUAACUGGCAAUCCUGGGAUGUGGGCAUGAUCCUCAAUGAGGGCAUGUUCAUGGGAUCGGAUGGCUAUAUUCUGAAGCCGAAGGGAUACUGUCAUGAGAGCGCUUCAAACGACGAUGAUGUCUCAAUCCCUAGCAAGACAUUGGAGAGACUGGCCAUCACAGUGGUAGCAGCUCAAAACCUACCACUGUUGAAAAGUACCGACGACCCGGCCAAAUUUAUUCCUUACGUCAAAAUUGGUUUCCACACGGAGCCAAAUGCCUUCUCGGCUAUGACAGACGAGGAUCAGAGCCCGGAGAAGAUGAAGCAGGUUGGCUACAGUGGACAGACAUGUAAGAGCAAGGGAACAAGCCCAAGCUUCAACGAGGAAACCAUCGAAUUUCUUAAUGUUCAGGGCGUUGUCCCUGAGCUAUCCUUCCUCUCAUUCCGAGUCAUGAAUGAUGUUCCUGGCCUAGAUGUUAUGGCUGCAUGGGCGUGUGUGCGUCUAGAUCGACUUAGACUUGGGUAUCGGUUCCUUAGACUACUUGAUAAGGAUGGCAUGCCUAGCAAAGGCAUCCUUUUGGUGAAGGUGACGAUGAGGGAGGGUUCGACAUCCUAG